Nylanderia fulva is the source of this 1935-nucleotide messenger RNA. Its product is annotated as cytochrome P450 4C1-like. The record is from RefSeq and is a predicted model, not a curated record. Gene Ontology annotation, molecular function: heme binding; oxidoreductase activity, acting on paired donors, with incorporation or reduction of molecular oxygen; iron ion binding. NCBI's taxonomy places the organism in Eukaryota, Metazoa, Arthropoda, Insecta, Hymenoptera, Formicidae.
UACGUACUAUAUACAUAUGUAUAUGUAUAUUGACAUUUAUUAAGACGUCUUCACGUGGCAACAUCAAGCGUCAAGCAUUUGUCUGCGCAAAAAAUCAUUGCGCAAAUGUAAAAGAUACCUAGAUUCUAGCGUCUUACAUCUAAUAACAUAGUAAGUAAUAUAUAUGAUCGAGAUCAACAAAUCAUGACGACAUUUAUUAUUUUCCAAUGGGUGGGAAAGACUCAGAUAAAAGCGCCAAUGUAUCCACACGAGUGACAUUAAUGCGAGUUAACGUAUCGAAACUUGUUCAGUGUUUAUAUGUAAUAUGGCAUUCGAAAGUGUUGUGUUUAUUAUUUUUGCGUGGACUGUCGUAAUUUACUUUUACUACAAGUUUCGCUGGUCGAUUUUUAUAAAAACGGUAAAAAACGUGCCCGGUCCAAAAGUAUUUCCGCUUAUUGGAAGUGCCUUAUAUUUCGUAAGGAGAUAUCCUGAAGAUAUUAUGGAUAUUCUACUUAAGCUUGCGAAAGAUUAUUCGUCCCCGUUUCAAAUUUGGAUAAGCACCAAAUUAUAUAUUGGAAUAGACGAGCCAGAUAAAAUAAAGGUCAUCUUACGACAUCGCGGUUGCUUGAAUAAGGGUGAUCUAAAUAGUUUUAUUGAAGAAGUAUUUGGUAAAACGUCAUUACUAACAAUUCCUGCAUACAUAUGGACUAAGCAUCGAAAAAUAUUAUCGUCAAGCUUCAACUCAAAUAUGUUACGAAACUUUUUUGAUAAAUUUGUCGAACACUCUUUAAUAUUUAUGGACAAAUUAGAAAAAAUUGGAUUAAAUGGAAAUGAGAUGGAAUUAUAUGAAUCUCUACUUCAAUGCUCAGUGAGCGUUGCAUGUGACACUGUAAUUGGCGUCAAGUGGGAUUUACGGUCAGACAAAAUCGAUCAAUAUUGUAAAGCAAUAACAAGGUGCAGAAAAAUUGUAAGCCGCAGAUAUACGAAUUUAUUAUUGUAUCCUAAUGUUAUAUUUAAACGCACAAGUUUAGGACGUGAAUAUCAAAAGUGUUUAAAUAUCAAAUAUUCCUUCGUGAAUGAGUUGAUACAGCAGCGACGAUACGCAUUAAAUAAAUCGGAGACUGAUAUAAAUAAAACAACUCACAGGGCAAUUUGCGACAUGCUUUUGAACAACUCUAACGAAGAAAUAUUCACGGAAGAGGUUAUUCAUGAUAAUGUGUUUACGAUGUUAGCAGCGGCCAGUGACACAACCACCAUAACGAUGGAUUUUAUGAUCUUCAUGUUAGCGAAUUUUCCGAAGAUCCAAGAGAAGGCAUAUCAGGAAUUGUUGGGGAUUUAUGGCAUGAAAAGUCCGAAAGUCGCACCAAUUAAAUAUGAAGAUUUACAGUCUAUGGACUAUUUGGAUCGAGUUAUUAAGGAAACGAUGCGAUUAUUCCCUGCGGUGCCUUUAAUCGCACGACAACUAACCGAAGAUUUAAGUUUAGGAGAGAUUAUGUUGCCAAAAGAUGCUACUAUAGUCAUAUUACUGCAAAACGUCCUCCGAAAUGAAAAACAUUGGCCAAAUCCAUUAAUGUUCGAUCCGGAUAGAUUCCUGCCCGAAAGAUUGGGAAACUCUUACUCGGAUUAUUAUAUACCUUUUAGUAACGGGCCUAGAAAUUGCAUAGGUGUGAAGUUUGCGAUGAUUUCCAUGAAAGUUAUACUAGCGACUUUGAUACGAACAUUUGUAUUUAAAGUCGAUAAAAGUAUUCCGAUCGAUAAAAUAAAAUUAAAGUUUGAAGUUUUACUGGCUCCUACUCAGCCCCUAAAAGUUAAAAUUGAAAGGCGGAAUUUUUUAUCAUAAACAAUAUAAUAUUUAUGAAUAUGUUUAACAAAAUAUAUUUUUACGGAAAAUUUCAAGGAGAAUUGAAAAGUCAAAAUGAUGUCAAUUUGACGUCAUAUUGACUAAAUUUAUGUCAU